Molecule: messenger RNA, 1602 nt
Organism: Closterium sp. NIES-65
Lineage: Eukaryota; Viridiplantae; Streptophyta; Zygnematophyceae; Desmidiales; Closteriaceae
Source: the annotation of a GenBank genome assembly
AUGAGCAUUUUCACAUUUAAUCCUAGCCCAUCCCCAAACAUCGCAUUUGGACCUAUCGCCUUCCGCGUCCCCCACGCUUCUCCCCACCGUCUCUCACACACCUCCCCACGCACACGCCCACGCUUCCCCUCACCGUCGCCCACGCUUUCCCCCAUCGUCGCUCACGCUUCCCCUUACCUCCGCUCACGCUUCCUCCUGCCUUCCCCCACGCUUCCCCACACCGUCGCUCACGCCUUCCCCCACCUUCCCUCACGAUUCCCCUCUCAUCGCCCACGGUUCCUCCUACCGUCGCCCACGCUUCCUCCCACCGUCACCCACGCUUCCCCCCACCGUCACCCACGCUUCCCCCCACCGUCGCCCAAGCUUCCCCCCACCGUCGCCCAAGCUUCCCCCCACCGUCGCCCACGCUUCCCCCCACCGUCGCCCACGCUUCCCCCCACCGUCGCCCACGCUUCCCCCCACCGUCGCCCACGCUUCCCCCCACCGUCGCCCACGCUUCCCCCCACCGUCGCCCACCGCCACCGUCGCCCACCCCCACUAUCGCCCACGCUUGCCCUCCCAUCGCCCUCGGUUAGACUUCCCGCCGACCUCCCUUCUCUCCCACCUCUCUCCACGUCGUCAUCACUCCCCUGCCCAUCCCGUUCCCCCUAUUCACCAUCGCGUCUCCACCCAUGCCGCCCACCCUCUCAUCCCUUCCCAUCGCAUUUAGGCCUCUCACCCACCCUGGGCGGGGAGGUAUGGCGAGCUGGGCUGGGAGCUGGGGAAGGGGUCGUGACUCGUUCGCUGUGGGGUGUGGAAGGGUGCGUGGUCAGCAGCACCCACCCUUCUCUCUCUUGCACUGACCUCCUCUCCUCUCUCGCACCAACCCCACAUGCAUGGCAGGUGGUGGUGCGGCUUUGGAGCAGAGUGUUUGGCGCACAGCCAGGGCAGCGCGUGCAAGCGGGCAGCAAGGAGUGCAGUGCUGCAGGGGGCGGGUCAGGGGAGCGGGGGAGGCGGGGGUUAGGGAGAGAGGGUACAGGGAUCCUCCUAUCCCCCGUUCCACCCUUAUACCCUACCACACUUUUACCAUACCUCCUGCCCUCCUCCCUUACUCCGUUCCGUCGUUCCCCCACGGUCGUCCUCCUCUCCCUCUCCCUUCCUCCCUUCCUCCAUCUCUCUGCCUCACUACCCUCUUUACCCUCUCUGUUGCUCGUCCUCCCUUCCUCCCUUCCUCCAUCUCUCUGCCUCCCUACCCUCUUUACCCUCUCUGUUGCCCGUCCUCCCUUCCUCCCAUCCUUCUUUCCUGCCAUUCUUCCUCUCAUCAUCCUCCCUCGAUCCAGUCCCCCUUCCCCUUUCCAUCUCCCACUCUCCCACUCCCUUCCUCACGCCAACCCUGCUCCUCCGUUCCACCCUUCUACCUUCCCCCUUGUACCCAGCCGCACUUUUUCCUCUCAUCCGCCCAUCAUCUCAUCCGCCCAUCCUCUCAUCCGCCCAUCAUCUCAUCCGCCCAUCAUCUCAUCCGCCCAUCAUCUCAUUCGCCCAUCCUCUCAUCCGCCCAUCAUCUCAUCCGCCCAUCCUCUCACCGUCUGCCAUGCAUCCAGUUGUGAUGAGUAUAGGGUUUGA